Molecule: messenger RNA, 4067 nt
Organism: Stylophora pistillata
Lineage: Eukaryota; Metazoa; Cnidaria; Anthozoa; Scleractinia; Pocilloporidae
Biological process (GO): signal transduction
Molecular function (GO): protein binding
Source: RefSeq, a predicted model, not a curated record
AGCCAUUUUUGCUACAGGGAGUCUACCCGCCCAUUUACUGCCUUCUUGUCGUCCCCUUUGACUAGUCUUAGUCCUCGUCGUUCUCAUCUCUCUCACGUUUUUAGAAGCUAGUGAGAUUCUGCUUAGGACAUGCAAUUUAAGGACCUCUUCAUAAAAGCCUGGCAGAGGACCUGGGACGGAUUUUGUACCCUGUUCAUGUAGGAAAUCUCAUCCUGGACACCAGUAUUAAAAAAGUACUUAAGGUUCCCCAGAAUACCCGUGCAACUUAUUUCGAGAUCCUUGGAACGGGUUUGAGACUGUCAUAGCGUUGUAUGCUAGCGUGGUUUCCCAAUUGCUAUUAUAGGUUGGUAUUCUUCUCCUGUAGAAGGAGAAGGCUGUAGAAGGCCCAUAACUGCACAGCUUUGCUGCGAAAGAGAAGUUAUCUUUUUUUUUUUAUUUGAAGCAAAGAAAGCAGAGAUCUUUUAGCGAGGCUGUUGGCACAAACUUGGUCAAAUUGACUUGUGGAGGAAAAACACCCAGGCCAGAAGGUGCUGAAAGUGUUGUGUCUUGGUGUCUGGGCUGAUACGUUCUGGAUCAGAUUUACGCACGAUCCUGGCGGGAAAACCAGACCUUAUGGACCGGUUGGCACUCUUAUUAGACAGAAAAAUGCGAUUGAUACCGAACUGGACACAGUUAGCUCGAGAACUGCGAGUUGAUGAAGCUGUAAUUAGCCGAAUGGAACAGUACAAUGACUACAGCCCUACCAUCCAAUUGUUCGAUUACCUGGAGGCCAAGCAACCAAACUUAAGCAUUCAACAACUUCGACAAGAAUUGACUCAGAUCAAUAGGAAUGAUCUGAAUGUACUGAUCACAAAUGCUGGCUUUAAGGACGAUGAAAAGGUUCGAGAGGUAAUAACAUCGAGAGAUCCAAAAACUCCGACUUCCCCUCAGAAAGAAAUUCUCGACCAAAUUGCUUUAGCAUUGGAUGGGACAUCACUGGUUCUCGGAAACUGGUACAACCUGGCGAUAAAAUUUGGCGUGUCAAGGAAAGAAUGUUGGAAGAUAGGGGCAGCUUCAACGGAAAGCCCGACUAACUUAUUGUUUCAGUAUCUGGAAGCUACUCGCCCACAAAUGAAGUUGAAGAAAGUUGUGGAUGCCCUUUGUUUGAUGACCAGGCAAGACUUACUAGACUUCAUAGCGAAGCAGAACUUUGAAGAUGAAGUGCUACUCAAAGAUAUCAUGAUACCAGGAUCGGAGUUCCUGCAAACGAUGGCGGAUAAACUCAACCGUGUAGUACCUGCCGUAGAGAAUUGGAAACACUUAGCUUUCAAGUUGGAAAUUCCAAACGAAGAGAUCCGAAAGUUUGGGAGCAUGACGACUGAGCCAGAGAGAACUAGUCCAACUAUUGAAGUAAUGAAAUGGGUGGCCGCUAAGUUCCCUGAUACUCGUUUAACUGAUGUUGUAAGAGCACUGGACCGGAUACAACGAAAUGAUGCAAUUAAAAUCAUAACAGAGGAAUUUAUAGAUUCAGUGGAUCAAUCCUUGCAACGAUAUGAUUCUUCGCUGCAUGAUAGCCUCAACAAAGCAAUGCCGAUUAACGAUCCAACAGGCAGGACACUGUCUGUUUCACUUUCCAGUAAAGUUACAGAAGACAUGAAACGAACUGGUCACUGCGGGCGCUUGCCAGAACGAACAGACUUAGUGGGGCGUAAUGAGAUUUGCGAAAAUAUUGCAACUCUGCUGACUUCAAACAAAUCGGUCGAAAUUGUAGCACCGCCCGGAUAUGGAAAAACAUCGGCGGUAAUCGAGCUCGCUCACAGGAUGAUCGAAAGAGGAAAGUUUAUCGCAUAUGUCAAACCGCGUGGUGUUAGCUGUGUAGAAGACCUGGCAAGCAAAAUCAUUGAGGCUUUAGGCUUCGCUCAUGGUGAAGAUACAGUAACUGAAGUAUUUCGUCGUAUCUGUUCCUUAAAGGGGAUGAGUGUGAUUUUGAUCAUUGAAAACAUCGACGACUUAAUGCAUCUUGAGGAUCAGAUUAGUGACGAUGAAGAACUGAAAUCCAAGACGUACUGUGCAAAAAUGCGUGGAAAAUAUUUGAAGGAUGAUUUUUUUACCUUUUUUAAAGACAUAGGACAAAUUUCAAACGUGCACCUGGUCCUCACUUCUCGAGAAACUUACAAUUUUUCUGUGUCUUUCCCAAUCGAAGUUAUUGAUUUAGAGCCGCUAAAUGACAAGGACUCGGCUGCUCUGUUUACAAAGAGUGACGGUAAUCUUGACAAUAGCUUGAUCAAAGAACUGGUCAGAGUUUGUGGCGGUAUUCCUCUGAUAAUUUGCACUGUGCUCUUGAUUCUUAAACGGGAAAAUCCCAAAGAGUUUACUGAGAGACUCUCUUCAAGUUCACCUAGUGAUCUCGUUAAAGAACUGAACCCAGAAUUUAUGGCAAAUGAAGACCGCAUUGAUAAGUGUCUGGAAAUCUGCUUUAAACGGUUAAGUCAAGAAAACCAAAGGAUUCUUGUUAUGUUCUCCACAUUUCCGUACAGAUUCACCCAGAAACAGUUCCGAACAGUCUUUGAGUCUUUAAUCGGAAGCGAUUUGCAGAAGCAUCUAAAUUGCCUGAAGCAAAGCAGUCUCCUUCGCUUCGACAGAGAGAGUUGUCACUACUUCCUUCAUCCUUUCAUAAGGGACUACUUUUCUUUGAAGCCUGAACAUAAUGAAAUGAAAUCAGUCUUCAUUCAUCACUACAGUGAUUUGGCUGUCACCCUUUACAAAACAUUUUUGAGUAACAAUUCUAAGUCUGCCAUUGAAGAUUACAGAGCUGAGAAGGACAACAUCCGAGAGGCCAUAGCGUGGUGUGGAGAUGACCAUCAUGAGCUAGAGCAAACCUUAAGAGAGAAGUGCAUCAAUGCCUUUAAUAAGGCUGCCGUGUUUCUUGCAAAGAUGAUGAGGAAGCAGGAAUUUGAGUCGCUCUUUUGCAACCUUGCGCGUCGUUGCCGCUAUGACAUGCCUCUUUAUAGUGCUUGCCUAACGCAUAUCGGAAUGAAAAUAGUUUUAGGCUGUACAUGUUCACCCUUCAUUUGUUCAAGAGCGUUGUAUCGUGCUAAGAGUUUUCUGUCAAAUGCGAAUGACAUCCAGUCAAAACAUAAUGACUCGAAUGAAGGCAACCGGGCUCAGUGCUUGAGUAAGCUUGGGUUCUGUUGCGUUCGCGAGGGACGUGUUGAAGAAGGCUAUGAGCUCCUGGAAAAAGCCUUAAAAUUACGACGGGAUAGAGCAGAGAAAUCAAACAAAAGCAGAGACAAAGUCAAGCUGGCAGCCUGUUUCAACGAUUUAGCAGCUUCUCAAAUGGUUCAAAGGAAACAUUUGCUUUCAAUUCAAACAAGACUCGCUUCUGUGCUUCCUGUUUAUGAAGAGAACCUCGGAGAUCACCCUGCUACGGCAACAACACUUAACUGGAUUGGUAAGAGUUACUACGCUUUGGGUGAUUACGACAACGCAAUCAAAUACAGCAGGAGAUCAAACAACCUUCGACAGAAACUGUUAGGACCACACCAAGAAACUGCAAGGUCUCUUUAUGAUCUGGGGGAGGCGUUUAGCGCGAAGGGAGAGUAUGAAACUGCCCUCAAUUACCUGAAAGAGGCAGUUAAAUUGCAAGAGGAAGUGUUAGACACACACGACGAGCUGAUUCACACUCAUCAAACCAUGUCAAUUGUUUUGUGUCAUCUUGGUAAAAAAAAGGAAGCCGAAGAAGAAAUGAAAAAGGCAGAGGAGUGUGCGAAAAAUUUGGAUUCUUGGAAAGCCCCUUUAGAAAGACUUGAGAGCCGCGAAGAGAAAGGGUGGAUGGCCGUUUCAAGCAUUCCCGAAGCAGAGCCAAGAAUUUCAAAAUUCUGAUUAAUUACCUUCUGCCCAUAGCGCACUGUAUCAGUUAUCAUAUUUUCAGUCGGUCGCUUUUUAUCGAGCCGAAAUGACUUCUUCGUUAUACGAGGCAAAAUUUCAACAUAACUUUUGUAACUGUGUUCGCGAGACAAACCAAGCUAGACAUGACAUACAUGUGUAUGCACAAAAAAAUCAAUUAAAAAAUCUGUGAUAAAGAUGAA